UAGAAGAAUGCUUUUUCCUCCACUUCUUUUUUUCUUUAAAUUAGUCAUUUGUUGUCACCGUCUUCUUCUUCAUAGCAGCAACAUUUCAUCCUUUUACAAUCAAACCAAAACACCCAAAAUGGCCGACGGAGUUCUCUCUAACGUUGUCGGAGAUAUCAUUACCAAGCUGGGUUCUCGAGCCCUUCAUGAGAUCGGAUUGUGGUGGGGCCUCAAAGGUGAGCUUAAGAAACUUGAGGCCACAGUUUCUAGUAUUCGCAACGUUCUUCUGGAUGCUGAGGAGCAGCAGAAACUUAACCGUCAAGUGAAAGGCUGGCUUGAGAGGCUAGAAGAAGUUGUUUAUGAUGCUGAUGACUUGGUAGAUGACUUCGCCACAGAAGCUCUAAGGCGCCGAGUGAUGACUGGAAAUAGAAUGACAAAGGAGGUAAGUCUCUUCUUUUCGUCUUCAAAUCAACUUGUUUAUGGUUUUAAAAUGGGUCAUAAAGUUAAGGCGAUUAGGGAGAGGCUAGCUGAUAUUGAAGCUGACAGAAAAUUUAAUUUAGAGGUUCGUACGGAUCAGGAGAGUAUUGUAUGGAGGGAUCAAACUACGUCCUCUUUACCUGAAGUGGUUAUUGGGAGAGAGGGUGACAAAAAGGCAAUUACAGAACUUGUAUUGUCUUCCAAUGGUGAAGAGUGUGUUUCAGUCCUCUCAAUUGUUGGAAUUGGAGGAUUAGGGAAGACCACUCUUGCUCAAAUCAUAUUGAAUGAUGAAUUGAUUAAGAAUUCAUUUGAGCCAAGAAUAUGGGUGUGUGUUUCAGAACCUUUUGAUGUGAAAAUGACUGUUGGAAAGAUUCUAGAGUCUGCAACAGGGAAUAGAUCGGAAGAUCUUGGGUUAGAAGCACUGAAGUCUAGACUGGAAAAUAUUAUUAGUGGGAAGAAAUAUCUGCUUGUUCUAGAUGAUGUGUGGAAUGAGAAUAGAGAAAAAUGGCAGAAUUUAAAGAGAUUAUUAGUGGGUGGCUCUAGUGGAAGUAAGAUAUUAAUAACCACUCGCUCUAAAAAGGUGGCAGAUAUAUCUAGCACAAUGGCACCACAUGUUUUGGAAGGGUUGUCUCCGGAUGAGUCUUGGUCUUUGUUUUUGCAUGUAGCACUUGAGGGGCAGGAGCCAAAACAUGCAAAUGUAAGAGAGAUGGGAAAGGAGAUUUUGAAGAAAUGUCAUGGAGUUCCUCUUGCAAUAAAAACUAUCGCAAGUCUCUUGUAUGCGAAAAAUCCAGAAACUGAGUGGCUACCCUUUUUAACAAAAGAACUCUCAAGAAUAAGUCAAGAUGGUAAUGAUAUUAUGCCAACACUCAAACUAAGCUAUGAUCAUCUCCCAUCACAUUUAAAGCAUUGUUUUGCAUAUUGCGCAAUAUAUCCAAAAGAUUAUGUAAUUGAUGUGAAAACAUUAAUCCAUCUUUGGGUUGCACAAGGGUUUAUUGAGUCAUCAAGUACGAGUGAUUGUCUUGAAGAUAUUGGACUUGAAUAUUUUAUGAAACUGUGGUGGCGAUCAUUUUUUCAAGAGGUGAAAAGAGAUAGAUGUGGAAAUGUCAAAAACUGUAAAAUGCAUGAUUUAAUACACGAUCUCGCAAUCACAGUCGGUGGAACGAGGAUUCAACUAGUAAAUUCGGAUGCACCAAAUAUUGAUGAGAAAACCCAUCAUAUAGCAUUGAAUUUGAAUGUUGCACCACAAAAAAUUUUGAAUAACGCAAAAAAAUUACGAUCCUUUAUUUUGUUUGAGGAACAUGAUUACGAUCAACUGUUUAUUUAUAAAAAUUUAAAAUUUUUACAUGUAUUUAGAAUGCAUUUAUAUAAAAUAAAAAGAGUUGAUAAUUCUAUAAAAAUGCUAAAAUAUUUAAAAUAUCUUGAGAUUGCCGAUAACCAGGGACUUAAAGCUCUUUCAAAUUCUAUUACAGAUUUGCUGAAUUUACAUGUAUUAGAUGUCUCUUAUUGUGUCCAGCUCAAAGAAUUGCCUAAAGAUAUUAAAAAGCUUGUGAAUCUUAGGCAUUUAUAUUGUGAAGGUUGUUACUCUUUGACUCAUAUGCCAAGUGGGCUUGGGCAGUUGCCUUCACUUCAGACGUUGUCACUGUUCGUAGUGGCAAAAGGGCAUAUUACAUCAAGGGAUGUUGGAACAAUAAAUGAAUUGAAUAAGCUUAAUAAUUUGAGGGGACGUCUUGCAAUUAGAAAUCUCGGAUGUGUGGAUAAUGAGAUUGUAAAUGUUAAUUUGAAAGAGAAGCCACUCCUUCAAUCAUUGAAAUUAAGUUGGGAGGAGAGUUGGGAAGAUUCAAAUGUUGAUAGAGAUGAAAUGGCAUUCCAAAAUCUCCAACCACAUCCCAAUCUUAAAGAGUUACGUGUGCUUAACUAUGGAGGCAGGAGGUUCCCAAGUUGGUUCUCUUCCCUCACGAAUCUUGUCUAUCUCUGUAUAUGGAAUUGCAAGAGAUAUCAGCAUCUCCCACCAAUGGAUCGAAUCCCUUCUCUUCAAUAUCUAGAGAUUUGGGGAGUAGAUGAUUUAGAAUACAUGGAGAUUGAGGGACAACCAACAUCAUUCUUUCCAUCCCUAAAGACUCUCGAGCUAUAUCGUUGUCCUAAGCUUAAAGGAUGGCAGAAGAAGAAGGAGGAUGAUUCGACAGCUCUUGAGCUACUCCAAUUUCCUUGUCUUUCAUAUUUCGUUUGUGAGGACUGCCCUAAUUUGACCUCCAUUCCUCAGUUUCCAUCUCUCGAUCAUUCACUAUCUUUGCGGUACGCAAGCCCACAACUUGUGCACCAAAUAUUCACACCAUCAAUCUCUUCUUCUUCCUCAAUCAUUCCUCCUCUCUCUAAAUUGAAGAUCCUUCGGAUUAGGGACAUUAAAGAGCUCGAAUCUCUACCUCCAGAUGGACUGCGGAAUCUCACUUGUCUUCAAAGACUAACCAUUGAGAUUUGUCCGGCAAUAAAGUGUCUGCCUCAAGAGAUGCGUUCCCUCACCUCGUUAAGAGAAUUGAAUAUCAAUGACUGUCCCCAAUUGAAGGAAAGAUGUGGAAAUAGAAAGGGUGCGGAUUGGGCUUUCAUUUCUCACAUCCCAAAUAUUGAAGUUGAUGACCAAAGAAUUCAAAGAGAGGGCCGCUAUCUACUGGAUGAUGAAGCUUCGAUCAAUGAAGGAUAAGUUUUGAAGUGUUGGAUGUGUUUCUUCCAAAAUGAGCAGUGUAUUACCUUUGAGUUCGCUCAUCAAGCUAGAGGAAUCAUUUAUUUGUUUUUUACUCACCUGAAAUUCUAAUAAAUUGGGAUGUGGGAAACAAAUUCAAAGAGAUUUUAAAUGCAGUGGCAGAAGUGAGUAGACGUCGUGGAAAAGAUGUUAUUGCUGCAAUUAGUUUGAUUAAUUAGUCUUCUAAAUUAGGAUGAGAAUUGAUUGUGCUGAAGAGGUGGAAAAAACCAUUUAUUCUGAAAACAAAAUGUGAUUUCUGGGUAAACAUCAUAUUUCUCCCACACAAGGAGAUUUCUGGGUGCAUAUGUUCUUGGCGAGUGAAUAUGCAUUUUGAAUAAUUUUAACUGGACUUUCAUUUCUCCAUCAAGGCUCAUCAAGUAUGAGUUAUCAUUGGUAUGCUAUUGAAAUUCUGGGAUGCUGUUGAAAUUCUUAAUACAUUGGGAAGUGGUGAACCAAUGCAAAGGCUUGCCGAAAUCAUGCAUUGGCAGAAGUUACUCGAACACAUUAAGAAACCACAACUACAUGCCAUGGCAGCAAUUCCUUGAUUGGCUUGGCAUAAUUCGCCUUGAAAGAACUGCUAUUAAUGUGUGUGGCCUUCCAUAGAAGAAUUUCUACUUAUUGGAUGACUACUUUGAGUCUGUUGCCAGAAGAUUCACGCAAAGUAUUUGUGCAGUAAAAACAAAACGUGAGCUCUCCUCUUCUUCUGUCUUCAAAAAUAAUCGAUUCAAUGCUAAAUCACUACUGUGAAAAUCCUCCAUCUAGCUAUUAUCUUCAUAACUUACGCCUGUGGCAAAGAUGAUGGAGAUUCACUAAGCUGCGCAUUGUGCCCUUGACAUACCGGAAUAAAAACUCACCGGGAUAAGUUUCCUAUCUGUCACAGUUCAGAAAACAACUCAGUACAUAGUAAUCCUGCUGAGCGGAAGUAGAAAUGAAAGCUGAAUGAUGGGAGUUUUGCACACUUAUUCGAAUGACUUUUUGCAGGCCUGCGUAUUUCAGGAUCCAGAUUCUCGCUCAAGACCUCUGUUUCGAUCAUCCAACAUGCAAUGCCCCGACUCAUGCUGUGCUGCUUUUUUGUUUCUAAUUUCUCUUAUUUUAAGUAGUUUUGCUACUAUGCUAAUCAUUUGCUCAUUCAAUGCAAAUAACAUUAUUUUCCCUUUUUUCCCUGCGAAA
This is a messenger RNA of Manihot esculenta (cassava), 4360 nucleotides long. Its product is annotated as putative disease resistance protein RGA4. NCBI's taxonomy places the organism in Eukaryota, Viridiplantae, Streptophyta, Magnoliopsida, Malpighiales, Euphorbiaceae. The coding region runs from base 8 to 3151 and encodes 1047 amino acids. Gene Ontology annotation, biological process: defense response to other organism. Gene Ontology annotation, molecular function: ADP binding. The transcript is spliced from 9 exons. The record is from RefSeq and is a predicted model, not a curated record.